Molecule: messenger RNA, 1619 nt
Organism: Gadus macrocephalus (Pacific cod)
Lineage: Eukaryota; Metazoa; Chordata; Actinopteri; Gadiformes; Gadidae
Exons: 11
Coding region: 163-1080 (305 amino acids)
Molecular function (GO): ubiquitin-protein transferase activity
Source: RefSeq, a predicted model, not a curated record
GGGGGACCAUAAUCAGUGACGGACCCAUAUCCGGUUGGCGGUUCUUUUCAAUUACGAAGGUGUUAAGUCAUUUGAUUGUGCUACAAGAGAUUGACAUGUUCUGCCCGUUCUGUGCGGUGCAACUGGGGGACGCUCCCAAGUUUUGCCCGUCAUGUGGGCAGAAUGUGGGGUUCCUUAAACAGCUCCCAUCAACUCCAUCCACCUCGUCAAGCGAAGGCUGUGGGCCUACAGAUUUCGAUUGGCAUCAUGUCAAGGACCAAGAAUGGUUUAAAACCUCAAAGAGGGAAAACCCUGCCGUUAAAUGUUGAAUCCCAGUGGUCAACAACCCAAAUCUUGCCAGCUGCUUUAAAGAAGCAGAAAGAUUUUAAUCAAAACGCAAUGGUAGAUGGAGAAUAUGUGCUUCUCUAUCCUGAUGGAUCUCAGGUAGAAAAUAUACCUGGUACAGACAGACCUUUUGUUCUUGAACAUUAUAAAGAGGCAAUUGGGAAAUCUUACCAGAGGAUUACGCUGUACAUCUGCCUUCUUCAGGAUUUGAGUUAUGGAGAUGACUCAUCUUCAGAAUCCGAUGAUUGUGAAGCAUUUGGUCGGCUUCCAAUGACAAUGUCACCAAAACAAUCUCUGCCAACAACAUCCAGGGCAUCUGGUGGGCAAGCCAAUGGAGCAGGAGCAGGACCCAAAAAGACAACAUCACCAAACACAUCAUGUGAAUUCUACAAUACAUAUACAAAUGUAUAUGCACCAGUUGUCAUUGACAGCAGUUCCUCAGAUGUUGAGGAAGUCGACUACUCUCAGGUGGAAGACAGAGAGCAAGUUUUUGGACUGACUGCUGCUGACGUUUUGUCAAAUCUGUCAGAAGCUAUUGACACGAGCAACUGCAGCAGGUUCAACAUCAACCGUGCCAAUGUCUGGGAUGGGGCUCUGAGGGGAUUUAAGCGGUCCUCGUUUGACCCCACCGGUAGCCUUUUGGUGAAAUUCACCGACGACAUCGGGCAGACUGAGGACGCUGUUGACACAGGAGGGCCUACGCGGGAAUUCCUCACACUGUUGAUGGACGCCAUUAAAAACAGGCGUUUUUUUUAAGGCAGGGAAGAUGGCAAAUACCUGUCAUUUGACAGCAAAGCUGCAGACGGUGAUGAGUACUUCCAUGUUGGAAGAAUGGUGGCCAUGUCCAUUGUCCAUGGUGGUCCAGGGCCUCGUUGCUUUUCCGAGAACUUCUACCACUACCUAGUGGGUAAGGUGAAGACUAUUGAGGCCCCAAUUGCAGACAUACCUGAUCCUGAUCUCAGGAAUGUUCUCCUUGAGAUUAAGAAUGCAUCAACUUUGGAAGAACUCUUGGAACUUGCAGAUAAGCACUCUAGCAUGCUUCAGACAGCAGGAUGCUAUCGAUGCCUGAGGACACUGGAGGAUAAGGAAGGAUAAGGUUGUUAAUGAUUACAUCCAGUGGUAUUUCACCUACCGCAACCAUGUUUCCUUCCAGAGGUUCAAGGACGGCCUGGCUACCCUGAACCUUUUCAAUGCUCUGGAACAACAUCCCUCCCUGUUCCAGCCUUACAUGGUUUACAGCGCAGAAGACCUGAAAGCAGAGACUCUAGAGGCGCUGUUCCGUCCACAAAUGAGCC